Molecule: messenger RNA, 13573 nt
Organism: Homalodisca vitripennis (glassy-winged sharpshooter)
Lineage: Eukaryota; Metazoa; Arthropoda; Insecta; Hemiptera; Cicadellidae
Gene: Pka-C1
Product: cAMP-dependent protein kinase catalytic subunit 1
Exons: 1
Coding region: 368-1426 (352 amino acids)
Biological process (GO): peptidyl-serine phosphorylation
Cellular component (GO): cAMP-dependent protein kinase complex; nucleus
Molecular function (GO): ATP binding; cAMP-dependent protein kinase activity
Source: RefSeq, a predicted model, not a curated record
CAUUGACCCGUCUGCUCUCCAUUUUCAUAUAACGACGUCCAUUGAAAAUCCGGGGUCGGUAGUUUGUUUUAUAAAUUGUGGUAGUGUAAUUUUUGCAACAUUUGCAGUCAAAAGUAGUUAAAUCACUUUCGGAGAAAUACGUGGUGUGUAUUUUGUGUUGUGUAACAAGUUAGUGAGUGUAGAAAAUGGUGUUUAUUGACAAAUGGAUGUGUAAAUGAGGUAGGUGGCCAUCAUCUAGGGAAUCGGGUCUCCGCCUUUUAAGUUUUUCACUUAAUUCGUGGAAAUAGAACCUUGGUUCUGGUAGAUUGGUGAAAAGAAGGGUUGGUAGGUGCUACUUGAAGCCCUGGAAGGCAUUAAAGUCAAAACCAUGGGCAAUGCCGCUACGGCCAACAAAAAAGGCGAUUCAGCAGAAAGUGUAAAGGAGUUUUUAGAUCAAGCCAAGGAAGAGUUUGAGGAGAAAUGGAAGAAAAACCCAACCAACACAGCUAGCCUAGAUGACUUUGAUAGAAUAAAAACUCUAGGCACUGGUUCAUUUGGAAGAGUUAUGAUAGUUCAACAUAAACCAACCAAAGAAUAUUAUGCAAUGAAAAUAUUAGACAAACAAAAAGUCGUUAAACUGAAACAAGUAGAGCACACACUAAAUGAAAAAAGAAUUCUUCAAGCGAUAAGUUUUCCUUUCUUGGUAAGUCUGAAAUUUCAUUUCAAAGACAAUUCAAACUUGUAUAUGGUUUUGGAAUAUGUUCCUGGGGGAGAAAUGUUUUCUCACUUACGUAAAGUCGGCCGAUUCAGUGAACCUCACUCCCGAUUUUAUGCAGCACAGAUUGUGCUUGCCUUUGAGUAUCUUCACUACCUAGACCUCAUAUACAGAGACUUGAAACCUGAAAAUCUCCUCAUAGAUUCUCAAGGUUACUUAAAGGUAACAGAUUUUGGCUUCGCCAAAAGGGUCAAAGGGCGAACCUGGACCCUCUGUGGAACUCCUGAAUACUUGGCUCCAGAAAUCAUCCUUAGCAAAGGUUACAACAAAGCUGUUGAUUGGUGGGCACUGGGUGUCUUAGUUUAUGAAAUGGCAGCUGGAUAUCCUCCAUUCUUUGCUGAUCAACCCAUUCAGAUCUAUGAGAAGAUUGUUUCAGGGAAAGUACGUUUUCCAUCACAUUUUGGCUCAGACCUGAAAGAUCUUCUACGCAACUUGCUGCAAGUCGAUCUCACCAAAAGGUAUGGUAACUUGAAGAACGGUGUAAAUGACAUAAAAGGGCAUAAGUGGUUUGCAUUAACAGAUUGGAUCGCGGUGUUUCAAAAGAAGAUUGAAGCUCCCUUCAUCCCAAGGUGCAAAGGGCCAGGGGACACAAGUAAUUUUGAUGACUACGAAGAAGAAGCUCUACGAAUCUCCUCUACUGAAAAAUGUGCCAAGGAAUUUGCAGAGUUUUGAGUUUCUGAAUUGAAACCAAGCUGUUUUCAUGGACCAAUGCAGGACUGGAUGAGUGCUGAUCCCACAUCUCGAACGUAUUAAGUAAUCUAUCUUUAUACUCAUGACACACUUAAUUUUCAUUCACUCUAUAUUUCAAGUACCUACGAUAUCAUAUCACAUCUCUAUUUAAAAAAAAAAUUGGCAGGCAUAUAGAACCGUAAUCAUUAAGUUCCAAAUUAAUUUAUUAUAGCUUUAAUAACAUCUUUGUUACCGUACCAUAAUUUGUUCCUCCUUUCUCAGAUACAAUUGAUAUUCUAAUUCCCUCAGAAUAUGAUAAGUAACAAUAGGUAUGCAUUCAAAUGUAUUCAUCAUUCAUAGUUUUAAUAUUCAUGUGUCAUUAAUUGCACUUAAAGGUUACCAAACAAAUUUGAAUUUCUUAGGCUAAAAUGCAGAUUGCCUACUUCAAAAUCAGUGUAUAGUUAAUUGGUAAAACUUAUAACUUGUGAAACCACUUAGCCGUAACUCUUAAGGCCAUGUAAUGAAUUGAUUAGUUUUUUUUUUUUAAUUUGAAUUUGUUAUAGCCCAGCAACAAAAAGUUUACCUACAAAUCAAUCCACCCGUGAAUGUCAUUUUACUUUGUGUGACAGUUUGUAGGUGUCACUCAACUUUUUUAGGACCAGCUAGUUAUUUUCAAGAUGCCACACUGGUUUCAAAAUGGUAUCCUAGACCCACCUAAACAUGCAUGCAUUGCCAAAUCUGAGCAUCAAAUUAACGUAACGUAAAAAAUAUGAGAAAAAAAUUGGAACAUUAAAUAUAAAAGACUAAAUUCAUGAUACCCAGAAUUUGUAAACUUUUGUGUGUGUGGGCAUAGGAAAUUAAAAACUCACAUCAUGCACAGGCCUAAAACAGAACAUUUUCGAAUGUUCAACAUGAAUAACUUAUGAAUUCUAUAAUAAUAAUGACUGAACAUUAUCAGCUUAAAGUAAACAUAUUGAAUUAAGUCUAUAGACAUAGCACAUAGAUUGAUAUUUCGAACAGUACAGCCAAUAUCAUAAUUUUAUUUGAAAACAUCUAAAUUGUAAUAACAUGAUGACUCUACAGGAAAUACAAGUAAUUUGGACAGUUCGUCUUAUGUGAUAUAAAAUAAUGUACUGUUUCUUCACAAUGUCUGUAAAGCAAAUAUAUAUUAACUUUAUUGGUGGUACCUGAAUCAUAUUAGUUGCGGACUUUGAUUUUUGUACUAGACUAAAUAUCAAGUUCAAAAUUCUUCAAAAAAUAACAAAUACACGACUUUUCAAACUACAUCAUAGGGUCAACACAUCUGUCUUAGAAACGAAACCCACAGAACUUCGCUCACCAGGAGAUUUUAGGCUAUGCUCAUUGCUUUAAUAUAUAUAUGUUGGAUCCAUAAAUUUUGUUCCACGCUCAAAAUUAUUUAAAAUGUACAGUUAUUUAUUCAGAAAACCAUAAUUUAUUGAAAUAGAACAACGUUCAAAUAAAGUUUUAUUUUAAAGUUCCUUUAUUGGGAGGGCUAGAGGUUCUUAAUCCAAACGUGAUGAAAAUAAACUGUCAGUAAAUUAUAUUGUGGUCCUCAAAGUUGUUAGGCCUGUCAAAAUUGUAUUUAUGACUCUUUCAGUGUGAGUUGGGUGGCUUAGUUAGAAGUGGGGAAAUUCACAAAUGUCUCAUUAUGCAAAUAUAUUUGCAUAGUUAGUUGUGUUAACUCCUGUUGAUAACCUCAAUGUUUUUGAUAAUUUGAAGCCAUUAAUAUUGAAGUUCGCCUUUUGUGUGUGUUUGAGGGGGUUACAGGAUUCAAAUAAAGAAAUUACUAUUUAUUCUUAUAUGCUACUCAACGGAUGUAAAUGUUAGCUUACCAGAUUCUGAAAAUAGUUAAUAUAAGUUUCAUACUCCAAUCAAGAACCAUUAUCUUUUUACCAACUGUAAAAAUAUUAUUGUUUCUCGAAAUUCUAUGAGAAUACAUAUAUUAUAUAAAUUUGUGAUGGCUUAAUCAUCCCAUCUGCUCAUACAUUAACUUCCAUACUGACAAGCCUAUUUUUGCUGUUUUGCAAGGUUUUUUCUAAACUAUUUAAAAAGUACAUAUAGUUUAUUCAAAGGUACGCUUUUUAUAUAGCCUACAUUCUUUUGCAGAUGUUUAUUCUUACUUGAAUAAAGAUUGAAACGAUGAAGUAAAACACAACAUCUUGAAGAUUCAAUAGUUACAAAUUAAGUGGAAAAACACCCACAAGAUGUAAAAUCAUACAAAAACUAACAAUUCAUAGACACAUUAUUUAUUACCAUACACACUUCUAGGCUACUAUCGAAGUUUUCCUGUUUAAUCCAAAAAAUUACUUGAACACUUUUAUUGUCUAAAAAAAAUCAACUAGAUUUUUGUCGCUAUUCAACUGAUUUUCAUACUUCUAAAGAAAACCUCUUGACUUUAAUAAAAAACCACAUAUUUAGAGAGAGCUGCUCUUCUCAGUGAGCAGAAUAGAUUCAAUCUCGUCAUAAGAAAACUCCUUUGGUAUUAUACUUGGAAAUUAGGUAUUUUUACCGUUCUCGUAACUUUUUGGCUGGCAUUAACUAUUUAACUACUUUAUAAGUUUGCUCAAGUAAUCAGGUUUGUAUUGGAAAUUUCAGUACCUAUUUGGGAUAGCGAAGUUAAGUGGGAAUAGAAAGCCCAUUUAAAUGUGGUUAAAUAUAUCAUAGAUCAGCAGAGAUGACACAGAAACUAGAUAUGAGUCAAUGGGCAGUGUGAGGAACUAAAAAUGAGUUACUGGCCAUUACAAGGGUAAAGAUGUAUCCUUGAUUGCUUAGGCCAUUAUUAGCCAUGGACAACUAGUUGUGCACAAUUUACUGUCAGUGUGAUAACUAGUUGACUAGUAAAAUGUAGUCUAGUCAACCAGCGCUAAUUCACUUAAUCAUCUUAGUCAGAAAGAUUGCAUUGAGUGGUACAGAGUUCCUGCUUCUUUUCUUCAUAAAAAGGUUUAAAAAACACUCUGUUACUAUCUACCCUUGGCACAAGACUAUAGGCUACACAAUAUUUGAUGACCUUUUGGUAAUAAAAAUAAUUUUUUUAAUUACUUACCAUUUCAAAACCUGUAUUUGACAAGUUAUUGUUAUUUUUCUACACAGGAUUAUAAUGAUAAUUACAGUGUGUCCAUUUUAACUGUACCACCGUUAGUUUUUCAACAACAAUUAAAUUGACAGUUCAAUGUAUACAAAAGGGCAGUUACUUAAAGUUAGAAAUGUGAGCUUCUUAAAAGUAGCUUUCAUGCUAUUCUUUUUAUUACUUACACUAAUAAAACCUCGACAAACAACUCUAAAUAACUUAUAAGGAACAAUAUAAGCCCCCAUUUUGUAUUGAUUGAAUUGUUUUACGUCAGAUUUAGGUCAUUGUGUUUUAAUAAUAGAUACCUUUAUUUUAUGGUACUACUUGGCCUAUUAUCUCAUUUCAGAUUUUCUUCUGAAUCCUUGUGGGCUGUCUCCUGAUAUAGUGAAAAAUAAGAUAUUUGUAUAAAAAGUUUAUAUAUUGAUGUAUAUAAUUUUAAUACAAUAUCUGCAAUGGUUAAAAAAAUAAGGCCUUCCCACAAAAACUGACUUGGUUGUCUGCUCUGUUGGAAUUUAUUUUAGUGACAUUUAAUUAUUAUACUCAUGUUGGAAAUUUAAUAAUUAUACUAAGGUUUUAUGACCGAAUCUGGACAUUAUACUAAUAGUCCUUAUAACAAAACAUCAUUCGCUUUUUUAUUAGGUUUUAAAUUACUCACUUAACUGUUAUCAAACAUACCCUUUUUAAAAUUUCAAAGACCAGUUGAAUAGAAUAGUUUUAACAUGUUUGUUUAUAUUAAAAUUUCAAGAGAAUUUUUUAAAUUUAUAAAUUUAAAAUCAUACUUUUUAUAAGUUUUGCAAUUUUGAGAUACCAAUGGCGGUACAGUCACAAUGGAUACCCUGCAUAAUAACUUAAAUGUAUUAUCAAACUAUACAUUGUAAAAAUUAUAAUACGACUAGCCAAGUUAACGCACAGGUACACAGAACAAGAACAGGGGAUUGAACUUAAAAAUGUUUAUUUUAACCGCUCUAGCCUACUGUUCAUACACACACCAACAUUGUUGUACAACAGUGCCACCGCUAGUGAUAUCUGGCUAAUAGGCUACAGAUAGGUGUACUGCAAUGCCUCCGGACCCAGCUCAGGGUUGAUGGAGUUGAGUCCGCAAAGAGUUGAUGGACUGUUGCAAGGUCUGAACACCGUUGACACUGGUGGUACUACUAGUUGUCCACAGCUAAUAGUGUUCUUGAAGUGACUAAAAUGAGCCAGUACAGAAUCUAACACUGUUCUAGUUUUUAUGUGAGAAUAAGUUGUAUUAUUUAUCUUUUCAAAACAUUUAAUAAGGUCAAAUAAAUUAUUGUAUAAGGAAACAAAAAUUGAAAAAUUAUUAUGAUGAAAGGUUUUGGAUUAAAGUUGUAAAUGUACAGAAAUGUUUAAUUUGGGAAUUUAUAGGGAAUGUAAAAAAUAAGCCUACUUUCACUAUUAAUAUACUAAUAAAACAGAAGACACAAAUGAGAUUUUUUGCACAUGUGACUUUAAUAAGGGCCUAGAAGCCUUGGUGUCGUGUAAUAUCUGGAUUCAACGGAAUAACCACAUUCUGUCAGAGGUUUUGCUUGUAAUAUAUAGAGGGUAUAUACGUGUGUGCUGUAAAGUUGAUCACAUCUUCCACAAAAAGAACUUUCUUAUUAUUGAUUCUGUUUAAAAGUAGAUUAAAGUCAAAACUAUAAUCAUUGUAAGCCAAUAAAUAUGACAACCGAUUGCCUGUCUGAUUAGUAAUUAUUGAACAGGAAGUAUUUUGUGUGUGGACUCAUUAACCUAAUGUAGAUUUGUACUUCUGCAAAUGCUUUGGUUACAGGUUGCAGAGUAGUGUUUCUAUGAUGGAUGCGGAUUAGUCAAUGUUAGAUCACCAUAGCAAUGCAAAUAAUAUCUGACAACAUAUUAUUUAUUCAAAACAGCAAUUGAAACAUGUGCAGAACAGAGUGUUACUCUAAGUUAGUCAAUGUACCUCUGAUCACAGUUCUGUCCUAUUUGGUCUUGAUUUCAGAAUUUGAUUUAUUAUUCAUUAUUUCAAAGCCAUAAUUACUUACAGAAGUCAUCAAUUGGAAAGUUAUCUGUUCAUGCUGCAACCUAUAUCGAUAAGUAGUAUAUAAGAACCUAUAGAGGAUACAUUAAUAAUAUUUUAUUCCAUAAUGUAAAAACAAUGUAGAUUUUAUAAGUACUAAUGAGACCAGUGAAAUAUUGAAUAUAAUAAAUCUAUAUUAAGAUAAAAAGGUGUCUAAAUUGUUUGGAAUGCAAAUAUUAGGUUGAUCCCUAAUUGACAUGUCACUUUAUAAAUAAGAAUCUAAUCGUAUCUAUUGUAAUAGAAAAUUAUUAUAUAAUCUGUUGACAAUCUUAACAUUAAUUUGAUUUUUAAAUUGCUGUGUUUCAUAGCCUCUAUAUGUAUGAAUUGCUACAUUGGAACAUUAUUCUUACUUAAAAGUCGAACUAGGGGGGGUGUCAAAAUUCAUUGAAACACUUAGUUCAAAUUAGUUGAGCAACAUUUCAUAUUGUAUAAAGAUUUUUCAGCAUUUAUUAACACUUCUCCACCUGCAGCAUAUGGUUCAGAUACAAAACAAGAAUUAUGAACCAUACAUACAUGAUUAAACAGUUACUUUGACCUCUAAAGACUUGAGAUUUAUAAUGAUUUAUAAAUUAGAAAUCGUGAUCUAGGUUUAAUUCAUAUAUAUGCUUAAUGCAAAAUUCUUGGAGUUAAGAGCUUGAACUUAUUCAAGUAGUAAAUUAUUGAUGUAGAGCCUAUCUAUUUUGACUAAAGCAAAUUGUAAAACUCUAUUUAAUAUUAAUGUAUGGGCCAAACAUGUGUGGCAUCUUAAACAUUGAACUAUCAAUGAUUGAGACAAUUUUAUUUAAGAUUUGUUUGACUGAAAGUUUUAAAUAAAACCCUUAUUUUAAGGAUUUGGAAGUUAUAUGAAAGUUGUCUUAUAAAAAAGAAAUCCCUAUUAAAGACCUAUUUUCUUUUUAUUUUGAAAAUUUAUAAUAUUUGGAAUUGUAUGUUUUAAAUUUAUAAAACAGCCUUUUGCAGUAAUGCUAUAAUCAAUAAAACAUAUUACUUGCUGUACAAAAAUUCAUAAAUGGAAAAUAUUACGGUUAUUCUAUAAACCCCCUUCCCUUAUUUCUCAUCAGUUAUCAUAUAGAUAACUUCCCAAAUGACCCUUGAUCAUUCAGGUUAUUACAUGUUACAUAAUUUUGAUUUGCAUAACGGCAUUUUUGAAUUAUAGGUAGUUAAACUUGUUCUAUAAAAUGCAAACAUGAAACUGAUGUGUUAGUAGCUCUUUUAAAUCCAAUUAAAUGUUUAAAAAAGUAAAGUGCAAUGUAACCUGCAUUGGUUAUCCCAUUAACAAGUAGACCACUCGCUCGAUUUAUUGAAUAUUGUAACAUUUAAACAAGAGUAAUUUUGAUUGAAAAAAAACAUAUGGCCGCAAAAUUAUAUCAAAAUUGUAUGUGACAUCACAUUCUGUAUUAUGGUAUCUCAUUAAUUUGUUACAGAAAUCUGUUGAUAUGUUAUUGAGAUUAUGUUAAAUACCUUAUAAUCUUUAGUUGUGCAAAAUUUUAUUUCAAACGUUUAAUGAGAUUUUGGCUUUGUGGAAGUUUUUUAAGAAGUAUUUAUAAGAUUAAAACACCAGCCAUUAACUGAUUACAAUCACCUGAUCUUCGUUAAAUAAAUAUUUUAGAUAGUUAACUUCAAACUUACUUCCACAUUAGUAUGUUGAAAGAGAGACAUUCGAAAUAUAUACAUAUAGUGUCAAGCUUGUAAAGGAAAAUAUUAGCUUUAUUACAUAACAACCAUACUUCAAGUUUGACAUUCUUCUCUAUUACCGAGUUAACUAUAAGUAGUAUGUCUCAAAAAUGUAUUUUGUACCAAUUUAACAACCUGAUACAGUACAGUAUAGUUUAAUUAUUUAUACCUCACAUUUUAUUUGACUGAAGAGCAGGGUGUGAUCACUGUGAUCAAAAAUAUUAAAACCAGUGACAGUUUAAAUGUUAUUGGUGUACUAACUAUUAUUUUGUGAUAAGUGCGUAACAAGGAUGUACAUACACGUUCUAAUCUGUAAUGGAUUACAUCAUAUUCUGUGUGUCAACAUUGCUCUUGUCAACAAGCCCACACUACUUGAGUAUUGUAAUAUAACAUAUUGUACGCUUCGUUAGUAUUUAUACCAUAAGUAGUGGGCGGCUUGUUGACACCGGUUUAAAGUUAAUUGUUGUUUAAGUUUGCAGAGUUUAUUGGUUGUAAUUAUUUUAUUUUUGUUAGAUAGUUAUGUUUGAAGAAAUGUGUUUAUAGUGAUAAAUCAAAUCCAAUGAAUUAUUUAUAGAGUAAUUAUUUAUAGUUUAUAGUAGUUUAGAUUAGUUAGUGUUGCAGCGCCAAUUCUCUUAAAUAUACAUGAAGAUUUAUUAUAUAUGGUAUAUAUAUUGUUUCUACAACCUGUUUUUAAUAUGAAUGCUAUAAAUUCAAAGUGUGUAUUAUACAUUUUGUAUUAAACUAACAAAAUAUUCACUUUUUAAAAGUGAAAAUUGUACUUUUAUUUUGUUUAAGGUCAUAAAAUUGUUUGUUUUUAUAUGCCCCGUUUAAUAGAUCAUUAUGUAAAAGAAUUCACUUUGUUUUGCUCAGGCUCAAGACUAUUAUUGCUGUCUAAUUAAACAAAAUUGUAAAACAAUAAAAUAAGGGCAUAUCAGAGACAUCACAGAUAUAGCUGUAUUCAGUUAUACUAUCAAUCAAUCACAUGAAAAUCAUGGACUUAGUGAAAGUAAACUUUAAAGUUUCUUUAUAGUUAGUUUUGAGUAUUGUGUAAAUAGAAUAUAAAUAAGAAUGUAAAAUUAUAGGGUACUUAAGAGUCCUUGGGCCACUAAUUUUUUGUUCAAAUUUAGUUGCUUGGGUGAGAGUUUUUGGGUUGCCUUUAGAUAUAAGUUACCUUACAUACAAACAGUACCUAUUUGCUUUUCAACAAUGUAUUUUUAGUAAGUACAUUUUUGAGAAAAUUAAUAAUGCAAAUUUUUUUUGUUUGCAUAAAGGCUACAAGUAAAAGCCAAAGCAUUUACCUUAGAAUUAAAUUUAACAACAAUGCACAACCCACUAAAAAUAAAGAUUUAAAAUGAGACUACAUUUAUCUGUCCUGAACUGUGCAUUCUGAGAAUCAGUUCUCUAAAGAACUGUUAACUCUUCAUGAAACUUUCUUAGUAAUAUUUUAAUUCAUAACAAUAGUUAUACUCUGGCCAUGAAUGUUGUAACAUGUUCCCUGUAUUAUGAAUAUUGCUAAAGCUGAUGUGUGUAUAUGAUACAAUCAUUCGGCAGUAAGCAAAACUAUAAAAACAACAAAUAAUAACUUCGUUAAAAAAAUUGCUGUUUACAGCAUUUUAUGUGGGUAAUUACCAAGAGUUACAAAGUAUAAUAAUUUAAUAUAAAAUGUUAUGAUAGACAUUAUAUAUGGUACUGUAAUUGAUGUCUCAGAAUAUAAACAAAGUACGUACUUUAAAGACCUUAUUACAAUGACUUAGAUGGAAGAAUCACAAAUUUUUUAAUAUUUCAAAUAGCGUUCAAUUGAAAAUAUACACAUUAAGCAUACAUGCAGCAUUCUUAUUACAAAAUAUUUUUGUGUUUAACAAAACAAAAUCUUUGAAGUAAAUUCUACAAUUUAGUUAGUAUUCUUAACUUUUAUUUACAGUUAGCAGGUUUAUUAGAAAUUAAAGCAAAUUGAGUUUUUUUAAUAUAUUUUGAAAGCCAUUUUAUUUAUUAAGAUAUAACAUUUAUUUAGUUGGAAAUACAGUUCUAUUUUGCAUUUUUUCUUUAACCUUUAGAUUUUGUAAUGUACUUUUUGUGGAGUACAAUAACUUUAUUCCUAUAUAAAUGUAUUUUUUUCAUGCAGUCCUUUUUUAUAAGCCUCAAAUCAAUAAGUUAUUCAAGACAAUUCUAAAGCACUUAGCCAAAAAAAUUGUCCAACCUGUAUUGUUUGCAUGCCUAUGUAAUCAUAAAAGAUAUGAUAUAGAUUUAUAAAAGAGUCAGUUGUCUUUAAUCAUUGAAGAGGUUGAAAUCACACAAUUUAAAUCUUAAUUUAGAUUAAAAUGUUAUUAAAUUAUAUUUAUACUUAAAUCUGUACAUGAGUAUUUUUUUUUGAAGAUUAAUGAUAAUUUUAUUUGGACAAAAUGUUUGGUGUUUUUGUUAUGUUAAUAACUAAUCAGUAUUUGGUUUUGUUAAAGAAGAAAUAUAUUUAAGUCUGUUUAGUUAUUAAUUUAUUCUUCAAACAUAGUAUUGUCUGUAUUUAACCAUUGUAUGAAUUUUUCUAUUAGUUAUCAUAACUGGAUAUCUGAUACUACAUUUUUUACCUCAAGGUCUCAAGUUUUAAGCAUUUUACAGAUGUUGAGAUUAUGUAUUACCUUGGGCAACUCCUAAAUGCAUUAUUUUGUCUUGUAAUGUUAAAAACUGCAAAUUAAAUUGCAAAUCUUUUGGACAUUAGGUGUUCAUAAAAUAAUGAUUUCAAUUAAAAAAAUGUUGUUAUAUAUGUUGUUAUUUUAGUUUUGUCAAAUUGUUAAUUUAUAUACUGAUACUUUUUUAUUGUUAUCCUUCAAAAAUUAUGAACUAAAAUUAAAAUGAAUUUCCACAUUUUGUCGAUAUUGCAUAAAUAUAUUGAAAAUUGUGUUUUUGCAAAAUUAUGUGCGUGCACUUUCCUUUCAAUGAAAAAGUUUAAAUUGAUAUAAAGACAGACACUGCCACAUAUACAUAAGGGUAACUACCACUUACAAAAACCUAAUUUGGUUUAGUUUUCUUCACAAAAUAUAAUGCCAUUAUACGAUAGUACAAAUGGUUUUAUCUACUAAUGAUAAAAGAUAGUUUUCUUCUGGACCAAGUACUAUAAUAAUUUUGCAAAUUAAUAUUUCAAUAGUAUCAAAAGUGUGAUUCUUCUGUUUGUAAUAAUGUUUCAAUAAAAUACAAUUGAUUUUUUAUUAUUGUUAUUAUACAUUUCUCUUUUAGUCUCCUUUUGAUACUAUUAGUAAUACAAUGGACAUUUAUAUUACACUGCAUAAAAUAAAAGAGCUGGUCUAAAAGCAUAAAUAAAUAUUGGUAUUGUAAUUAAUUUACAGUGGUAGACAUUAUUUUUGGAAUUGUUAGUGUUUUGGGUGUAUGUAUAGUUUUGUUCUAAAAAUAAGGGUGUGUAAGAAAGCUUUUAGUAUUAUUGUAACUAAACAUUUGGUUUAUUGUGCCUAAUUAAAAGAAGCAUGAUACUAAAACAAAAUUUUGACAUGAAUUUACUCACAAUUAUUAAAUAAAUAAAUUAAUCAAAGAAAUUUAAGGAGGAAUUUACAAAUUUUUUAAACAACAUGUUAAAUGUUACAUGUUUCUAAAAUGAAUUUUAGGUUGUUAAUAUGGUCCAUGGCAAAUGAAAACUGAUGAAAUAUUAGUGAUUUUUAAAUUCUAAAUACUUAGAUAAUGAAUGAUUGGUUUAAAUGCUGGUUGUAUGUGCCAAUGUAGCAGUGGAUCUGUUUGAAGUACUCAUUUGUUAACUUCUUAAUCCAUAAAAAGGUUUUACAUCUAGUGUGCAACAUCAAUUUUGUUCCGUUUUAGUAAACGUAUUUACAUAGAAUUACAAAAACUUGUUGUUGCUCCAGAUGAGCUGUUUGUAUAUUUUAUUGAAUUUAUAUAAAAUAUUCAUCUAUUAAUUCAUACGAAACUAUAUGGAUACAGUAUUUAAAGCAUUUUGUUUUAUCUCUGAGGUUUUUGUAUUAAUAAGAUCAGUAAAUUAAGUCCACAGAUUAAUCAGGAGUAUUAUUUAUUUUUUCUGUAUAAAAUCUUAUUACUCUUUUCAUCAGCCUUUGAUAUAUAUAAAGAACUCUGUAAGAAAAAUUAAAAUAUAAACUUUUAUAUGUCAUUACAUGUUAUAUGAAUAUGUAAUAAUGUUUGCUUUCAAAUCUGUCAAGUAUAGAUGGAAUAAAAUCUGAUUGGAUUAAUAUUUCCUUUGUUUUGUUAUUUGAUUUUAGUAAGAUUUUUUCAAGCCAAUAACUUCUUAUUUCAUAAUUAUGUGAUCUAACAUAACGUUGCAAUAUUAAUUGUGAAGGAAAUAAUUGUUUUAAUUAGCCUGAUAAUAAUUAGACUCCCAUGUUCAGUAGUAUUAAGAAAUUUAUCAGUCCACAAAAAUCGCUACCAUAUGUUUUGGGGGAUUGAGAUUAAUUAAAAAAUGCAUCUUGUUUAUAGCUGGUGGAUACAGUGAGAGUAUUUAUAUGGGUAACCUUAUACAUAAAUGAAGUGAAACCAUUUACCUCAUGUGUACUAUUGGUACCAAGUCAUCUGUGGGUUUAGAACUCGCGCUGUAGAUACUUGUAACUUGUUUAUGCUAUAGAUCAUAAAUUUAAAAGUAACUAAAAACGAGUACAGGCAUGUUGAGUUGGGCUUCUUACUGUGGCUUACUGCAGGCAGUAAGCUCUAUCGUCAGAUACAUGUUUACUAGUAACGUGUUUUUAUUUGGCUAAAUGUUUAAACCUGAAGUAAUUCGUGUUUUCUAAUGCGCUCCUAAUUACCAUCAAAUCUUAAUUUCAGGAUGUAGGUUUAGGUGUUACAGAUCAGUCCAUAUAAAAAUGAAUUUCCAAUACUUUGAUACGGUCGUGCCUAUUCAAAGCUUUAGCUUGGCAAUAAUUCCCUCUUGUCUCCUGUAGGGCCCAAGUCACUAUUGUCUUUUUUUUAUAUUCUGAAAAUAUGUAGAGAUGUUUAAAUGUUUACAUAUGUAAAUAUAAUGAGAAUUUACUGCCUGCACAUCAGUGCAUUAGGGCGAACAAUCAAAGUUCAUGCUUAGUUUGGAAUGUUCUUAAAUUUAGACUUAAUUUGUGAUAAAUGUGUAAACUGUAAUGAUUGGUUCAAAACAAAAAUACACCAGGAGGAUUGGACAUUAUUCAUUUUAAAGGUAUAUUUUAAUAUGAUUGACUGUUGUAGACUGUAUUUGUAAGUGUACCCAUGUUUGUGUAUGACCCCAUGUGUACAGGAUAUUUAAGUUUUGGUAGCUUUACAAACAUUUUGCUGCCAUGCUUGGGAACUUUUUAUUUAUAACUGAGAAAUGUUUUCAAAAUGACAAAUAAAAUCAGGUAGAAUUCGA